This is a messenger RNA of Elephantulus edwardii (Cape elephant shrew), 1128 nucleotides long. RefSeq names its product ring finger protein 133 (gene RNF133). Lineage: Eukaryota; Metazoa; Chordata; Mammalia; Macroscelidea; Macroscelididae. The record is from RefSeq and is a predicted model, not a curated record.
AUGAGUGUCUUCGUGGUCAGCACAGAGGCGCACCGCCCCACGUACUCCUGGCUGGUGAACUUGAGUAUUCUGUGGCUCCUGAGCCAGAACUGCUCUAGGGCCAGUGCGGUUUGGACAGCUUACAUGAACAUCUCCUUCCAUAUUGGGAACCGCAUGUUGUCAGAGUUGGGGGAGACCGGAGUCUUUGGGCGAAGCUCUGCUCUGAAGCGAGUGGCUGGAGUGGUCGUGCCACCAGAUGGGAGAUCCCAAAAUGCCUGCAGUGUCAAUACCACCUUCCAGGGUUCCAAAGGCACGGAGACCUGGCUGGCCCUUAUUGAGCGGGGAGGUUGCACGUUCACCCAGAAAAUCAAGGUGGCCAUCAAGCAAGGGGCCAGUGGUGCCAUCAUCUAUAACUUCCGUGGGACUGGCAAUCAGGUGUUCCCCAUGGCUCACCAGACCUUUGACGACUUUGUGACAGUGAUGAUUGGCAAUUUAAAAGGCACCGGGAUCCUCCAUUUGAUUCAGAAGGGCAUUCACAUCACAGCCGUGGUUGAGGUGGGGAAGAAGCACAUCGUCUGGGUGAAUCACUAUUUUGUCUCUAUUGUCAUUCUCACCACUGCCACCUUAGCCUACUUCGUGUUUUAUCACAUCCGACAGUUCUGGGCAGCAAGGAUGGAGAACCGGAGAUGGAAGCAGUUAACACGAGAUGUCACAAAGGCCUUUGGGCAGCUGCAGCUCCGAGUGUUGAAAGAGGAAGAUAAGGAAAUAUCGCUGAAUGCAGAGAGUUGUGUGGUUUGCUUCGAACCUUACAAGGCUGAUGAUACAAUCCGUGUUCUGACCUGUAAGCACAUUUUCCAUAAGAACUGCAUUGACCCUUGGAUUCUGUCCCAUGGGACAUGCCCCAUGUGCAAAUGUGACAUCCUUAAAGCUCUGGGUGUUCACAUAGAUGUGGAAGAGGGAGCCGAGUCCUUGCAUGUGUUAAUGCAGAAUUCACUGCCCGGAAACCUGUCACCUGCUGAUCAAGGGACCAAUAAUGAACUUUCUCCUGCGAGAAGAUCAGAUAAAGUGGGCCGUGUGGAUGAGCCGCCCAGGUCUCAGAGUAACAGCAGCUCUGAUUCGGUGGUGGAAGAGGUUCAUCCUUCACUUUGA